This is a messenger RNA of Dendronephthya gigantea, 1474 nucleotides long. RefSeq names its product tRNA-specific adenosine deaminase 1-like. Gene Ontology annotation, biological process: RNA processing. The record is from RefSeq and is a predicted model, not a curated record. The transcript is spliced from 8 exons. NCBI's taxonomy places the organism in Eukaryota, Metazoa, Cnidaria, Anthozoa, Malacalcyonacea, Nephtheidae. Gene Ontology annotation, molecular function: adenosine deaminase activity; RNA binding. Bases 1 to 1377 code for a protein of 458 amino acids.
AUGGCGAAAUGGUUCGAAGACGAAGGCUUUUCAAACAAAGUUUGUAAGCUUGUUUACGAAAACUAUGAACGACUAGGGAAGAAAGGAAAACCAUUAGCAGGAAGAGAAUGGACGAUCCUGGCUGCUGUUGUUGCUGUUUUCGAUGAGGGGCAAGAAAACGAUUACAGAUUAGAGUUAAUCUCGUUGGGCAGUGGAUCAAAAUGCCUUGGUCGAAAUCAGCUUAGUACAACAGGAAAUCUCCUGAAUGAUAGUCAUGCUGAAGUCAUUGCACGCAGAGGCUUCCUAAGGUAUAUUUAUCAAGAGUUACAGAAUUGCUAUGGUUCAAAAGAGAGUAUUUUUAUGUCUGAUAAACACACUAAAAAGUGUUCAUUAAAGAAUAGUAUCAGCUUUCAUCUCUUCACUUCUCACACACCAUGUGGCGAUGCGUCAAUAUUUCCGAAGGGAGGAGACUCAACAAUGAUUAUUGAGAGAAGGAAAAAAAGAAAAAAUAUUAGCUUGUUGGAACAUGACUCAAAAUACAUUUGCAUGGAUAACGAAAAUGUGGGAAAGCAGUCUGAUAAUGGAAUGGGACAAAAAAGACCCACUUUUUCAGUAAACCUGGAAAGUUCUGCUUUGCCAAGUGAAGACAAUGUUUGUACUUCAGAUAUUUAUAGAACUGGUGCAAAAUGUGUGCCUGGUGGUCAACAGGAUUUACAUGAUGUUGGAUCAGGCUUUCAUAAUGUUGGAGUGUUAAGAACUAAACCAGGAAGGGGUGACCCUACACUUUCCAUGUCUUGCAGUGAUAAAAUCAUGAAAUGGUGUGUGUUAGGUUGCCAAGGUGCAUUGAUUUCAUAUUUUCUCGAGAAACCAAUAUAUCUUGCCUCCAUUGUGCUCGGAAAAUGUACCUACGAUCCGGGAGCAUUAAGACGAGCAUUGUUUGAAAGAACCAGUGCGGUUGGUCCACUCCCCAAGGGUUAUCAAGUAAAAGAACUCAGGCUUUUGCCAGGGGACAUGGAGUUUGAAGGUGGAAAAAGAAGAGCAGAAGAAAUUGGAGGGAAGACAGAAGAAGAAAAGUUAACACCUUCACCCUCAGCCAUAAUCAUGAUUAGAAAGCCAUCAGUCCAUGAGGUGGCGAUUAACGGCCUGAAACAAGGGGUAACGAAAUCAAAUAGAGACUCACAAAAAUCAAGAUUGUGUAUAUGUAAGAUAGAAUUAUUCAACCAAUUUAAAGCGGUCUUGGCAAUGUCACAAGUUUCAAGACAAGAAGUCCAAUCUUCAAAAACAUAUAAACAGUUCAAGGAUGACGCAUUUCCUUACAACAAAGCAAAAGAAAGUUUUUGUACUGUUUUUAGUACCUGGUUGGAGAAACCAAGUUAUUUAGAACAGUUCACUGAGUAAUGUCUUCAAAAGGUAAGCCUCAAUUGUUCAUUCCUUUAGGAAAUUAGCUUUGAAUUAUAGAAACUAAUAAUUGGAACUUUAAGAGUAAAAAUUAAAC